AGUUGUGAGCCAAUUCUCGAACGAAAAGGACGUCUCUUUCUUACGCGAAUAAUCACAAAAAGUGGUUUAGAUUUGCUCCUUUCAUUUAAUGUCGUCAAAGUUUACGACAAUCAUCGACAUGUGUGCAACUAAGCAAAAUAGAUUGCAAAAACCUUGUUUCGAAGCUGUUGUUAACGAGGAGUUUAGUUCUGAUUGGCCCACGUGGUGCACAGCAUUAAUGAAGAUGGCGGAAAAUCUUUUCCCUUCACAAAAGGUACUUUUGAAUAGAGGUUCUCCACUUAUUCGCUCGGCAAAGAGAAUAAAUUGGGGAACGUGGAAUCGUCACACAGUGAGGCGACGUUCUAAAGACGUCGACGAUUCGGCCGGCAUAAUUGAUAAGCGCAUCGUGCAAUAAUGGAUCGAGAUUCGUUAAGAAGUGGAGGCGUCGGUAGGAGGAGCGGGUCGCAAUCGCGCGGAUCGAUGCAACAACGAAAGCCGCUCAGUAUUCCGGCCAGCAGCGCUACCGACACUCCAACGACUGGAUCAGCAUUCGAUUCUUGCGGAAUCGACGCCCAAUCAGCUCUUUACGAAUCCAUCGACGACGACGACAUCGUCUACGAUCAAGGUUUUCCAAUGUCAUCGAGGCGCCAGGCCGUCGACAAGCUCGACCGGACCAUCACUCGACUCUACACAUAUCUGAGUGGCUCCGAAGAGGGCGAGGACGCCAAUGAUCUUGCAUCAUCGACGGGCAAUCAUCAGGCAUCGCCCAGUCAUCCGAUGCAACAGCAGCCACAGCGUGGCAGGAGGUCGCAGCAACAGCCGCCACAACCACCGCAGCGCGCCAGUAACAACAACAACAACUUCCAGCAACAUCAUCAUCAUCUUCACCAUCAGGAGCCCGAGUACCAGCAACCGUACGCUUACCCGCCAGCUCAUGCCCACCCGUUCAAUCCGUCAUCGCAACAACAUUUCAGUGGCGGUGGUGGUGGUGGCGGCGGUGGCGGACCAUUGGCCGGCACUGGCAACUCGUUGGGAGGAUCGACGCCCACGUCCAACAACAGCAGCGACCACGCCUCGGAGAUUACCUUUACCGAAUCGGAAUUAGCAUUGACUCAUCAAGGCACGCUACCCAUCUCCGGCAACGUUGGACUUUUGGUGUUGGACGACGAAGACGAGGAGGAUCACAACUUGGAUGAUCACAUUUCCGCGCAACAUCAACAACAACAAUAUCAGACGCCUCCAUCGAGAGGUACAAACAGUAGCAGCAUGGGCCGCCUGAAUGGCCGCCAAAUGGGACAUCCGUCGUCGACGGGCAUGACGACCCUGGUGUCGUCAUCCUCUUCGUCGAGCGGAUCGACGUAUCCGCAUCGCACGGCAAUGAUGAUGGCGCAGCACGUCCCGCAUUACCAACUGCCGCCUACGCCGCCCCACCAUGCCAUCCAUCCGCACCUCUCCGGCUACGGUGUCCAGCAUCCGCACCAUGUGGCCAAUAACAGUUUUAGCACAAAAGAUGUCAUGGACAACGAGAUGGACAGCGAUCCCACAACUCUACUCAAACAGGCGCCUUGCAGCUCCAAAUUUAUUCCUGCCGACCUGCCCAAGAACUCUACGCUGGACUACAAACACAAUUUGGCCGGCAGUCCGACCAAGAGUAAUAACGACAUGAAACAGCAGCAACUACAACAACAGCAACAGCAGCAGCAGCAGCACAACCCGAGUAGGUGUUUACUGAGAAUGUCCGGCGUCCGACCGCAGUCGAGUCUUUUCAGCCCUACCAGCCCACACAGCCGGAACGUCAUGGGCGGUGUAGGUGGAUUGCGGAAGAGCCUCAGCUUCUCUUCGCGCUGCUCCUGGAAGUGCACGGCCAUCUUGUUGAUGUUGACUUCGGCCGUCCUGGCUGCCGCCGUCGCUUAUCUAACAGCGGCUCACUUUGUCAACUGGCCACCCCAGCCGGCCAAAUCUCACGCCGUCAUGGUGGACGGCGGCGUGGACAGUAACGGUUACCUGACUACGGUCGUCGACGGUGUCAACGGCAGCGUCGUGAGCAGCGGCAACAGCAUCGGCAAUCAUGGAGGUAAUAACGCCUUAGCCUCUAUCACGUAUGUCCGUCUUUCCGAGCAAGAACAGAGCCAACUUGUCCAGCUGGCUCGUCUAGUCGCUUUCAAUCAGCGACGUGGUCGUGGUCGUGGUCGUCGUCAUUCAGCCAAUAUCCCCAUUCUGCCCACCACCGCUGUCCGACUCCCCACUUUUUCUUACCCCGCUUCCCCCUUGCGCGUUGUGCACAGUCAUCGGAUGAAACGGAACGUUGCGGCCGCCGGCCAGCCAAAAGAGAAAGGACGAGGUGAUCAAAACGAUAAGCAUCAGGAGGAGGAGGAGGAGGAUGGCGACGAUGUGAUCUGGGAAAUGCUGCGCGAUUGGAUAGCCCAAGAGCAGCGCAUGAUGGCGGCUGAUCAGCCGCCAUCGGAACGGCCUCAGCAGAAUGAGGAGACGCCGGCCGACGGCGUCGAGGCUUUCGAGAGCAGUGGCGAUAACAAAGAGUCUGGCAUUGUCAACAAGGAAAAUGAGAAAUCGGAUAAAGUCGUUACGGCUGAGCCGAACGAGGAGAAGAACGCCGAUGCGGGCAUGGCGGCUGGAGGUUUUGUCGAUGACUUGGUUCCGUCCGAAAUGGCCGUAGCCGAAUCGCUUAUUCUUCUGCCAACUGCCACGCCAUCACCUCGUCCAGCUGUUGGUCCAAUUUUCGCUCGGCAGCCAGAUCGGCCGACGACACAACGGCUGCAGCCAACCUCAAUAAUAACUGCGCUUGGAUCGUCGGAUUCAUCAUUCAACCGAACGGCGGAAUCCACUGCCAUUGCCGGCGGGCAUUUGUUAUUGCUGACCGAGAGCGAGAACGAGAACGAAAACGAUGACGACACUUCGACGGAAUUCGCGUACGACGAUCACGUCGUCGAAAUCGUUCCGUUGGAUCCUUUCGGCACGGCAAUUCCCGUCCCGGCGCCACAGCUGCGUCACGAAGAGGAGCUCACGUCUCCUUCGCACCGACCUCCCAUGAAUAAAACAACAUCCAAUUCGGCGGUGGAUGUCGUUGCUGACAGCCCGUCUCAUCCAUCAAACGGAGGCGACAACGAAUUAAAGCUCAAGCUCCUUGACGAGCCUCUUUCACCGACUCACGCGCUCCGUGCUCCUCUACCGACCGACGAUGAAGUCAGCACGAUCCAGCCGGCAAAUGAUGACGUUGCCGGAUUAUGGUCGACCGAGGCUGGUGGUGGGCCAACAGCCCCGCCAAGCGAUGGAUCGGCUUUUCUUCACGCUCUUGAAAUUCCCCGUCGUCUAAAUGCUAAUGUUUCGCAGUCGACGCCGUUGAACGUCACUAACGACACUCUUCCGCCGGACGCCGAUGAAAUUGAGCCGGAUCCGAGCGUCAACGGCACUUGGCCGUUGGUGAUUGUGCCUCUGGCUAGGCCUUUGGCAGUCACUGACGAUGCUAAUGGGGUUGUGAUGGACUCCUCCCAUGCCUCGAUCCUUUCAGUCAGCCUGGCGGGCAAUAUUUCUGAAGAACUCUUGUCACCCUGGGCGCCGCCGGACGUCAUCAGCUAUCGCGGCCCUGUUGUCCAGUCGGCUAUCUUUGCGCCCGAGUCCACCACCACCGUCUCCUUUGUCGAUGUAGACAACGCCGGAUGCCAUUGUCAAUGCCCUUCUGACGCUCUUGUUACUACCACUAGUACUACUACCCCUGAUCCUGUGCCCACCGAUGCCCUACCGACUUCCCUCUUCGUGACCCAAUCCAUUCCCGAGCCUGUCCCGCUCAGCUGUCCACCUCCUCCGGCCUGCGUAAUGACAGAAGCUUUAACUAACACCACUACUACCACUACCACCACUACUACCACCACUACGGCAAAGCCAAUCGUACCGACGGAAGCCACAACCACUCCGACAACAACAACAGCCACAACUCCGACUACCACUAAGAUGAUCCCUCCGAUAUUGAUCCUAGAAGGUAGCAACACGUUUCCGGCUCGUAGUUUCCCACCAGACGGCACGACGUUUGCCCAGGUGACACUGGGCGACAAGAUUUCCAACGUCAUACCGCCGUACAGCUACUGGAACAUGCAGUUCUACCACUCGGAAGCGGCUUAUGUGCGCUUCGAGCUUGGCCUACCCCGCAGUGCUAGUCUCGGACUCUACGGACGCCGGAACGCCCUGCCAACGCACACCCACUACGACAUGCUGCACAUCAUCAGUGGCUACAAGAGCCGAGCUAGACGUGCUUCCACGUCUUUGGUACAGAAGGAAGUAUUGCAUUACAUGGAACCUGGCCAUUGGUUCGUUUCGCUUUACAACGAUGAUGGAGAUCCUCAAGAGGCCACCUGUCUCAUCUCGCUGGCCCGUGACAUGACUCUCAGCUGCCCACGAGGAUGUAACGGCAAUGGCGAAUGCAUCUUGGGCCGAUGCCAAUGCAAAUCCGGUUUCGGCGGGGACGAUUGCAGUGAAAGUGUUUGUCCAGUACUCUGCAGUGGUCGUGGUGACUACAUCAACGGCCAAUGUCAAUGCAAUCCAGGAUGGAAAGGCCGUGAAUGCAGUUUGAAACACGAUGAAUGUGAAGUACCGGAUUGUUCUGGCCACGGAAAAUGUUCUGGUGGUAAAUGCCUGUGCGGACGCGGCUUCAAGGGUGAAUUCUGCGAUAUCGUGGAUUGCCCGCAUCCCACCUGCUCUGAUCAUGGAUUUUGCGUUGACGGAACUUGCUUGUGCAAAAAAGGCUGGAAGGGUCCGGAUUGCGCCCUCGUGGACAGCGACGCCAUGCAGUGCUUACCCGAUUGCUCCGGCGCUCAGGGCACAUUCAGUUUGGAGCUACAUAAAUGCGUUUGCGCUAGCGGUUGGACGGGCGACGAUUGUUCCAAAUCGGCCUGCGGCAUCAAUUGCGGCGGACAUGGAAGGUGCGAGGCUAGCGCUUGCGUCUGCGACCCAGGAUGGACGGGCGAAUUCUGCCAAGAACGACUCUGCGAUUCGAGAUGUAACGAGCACGGUCAGUGCAAGAAUGGCACUUGCCUUUGCGUUACCGGCUGGAACGGAAAGCACUGCACUCUGGAGGGCUGCCCUCGCGACUGUUCCAAACGAGGCCAAUGCAAAUCGACUGAAGGAAGUGGGUGGAGCUGUCGCUGCAAAAAGGGCUGGGAAGGGCCGGAUUGCAGCAUCCCUUUGGAACUGGAAUGCGACGAUGGCAAAGAUAACGACAAAGACGGUCUUUUGGACUGCGAGGACUCUGAUUGUUGCGCCACUCGCCACUGCAAGAAAUCUCCGUUCUGCGUCACGGCGCCCAAACCCAUCGACAUCCUGUUGCGCAAACAGCCACCGGCCGUAACGGCUUCUUUCUACGAGCGCAUGAAAUUCCUUAUCGAAGAAGGAAGUCUUCAAAGCUACGCCAAACAGGAUGCGUUCAAUGAAAGUAUGUUCUGGAGUCACUUCAAUUCGAGUCGAUCGGCGGUGGUACGAGGCAAGGUUGUGGCGGCUAGCGGACUGGGGCUCUUUGGCGUACGUGUCAGCAGCAGCAAUCCAUUGGAAGGUUUCACGCUGACGCGGGACGAUGGCUGGUUCGAUCUGAUGGUGAACGGAGGCGGUUCGGUCGUCAUUCACUUCGGACGCACCCCUUUCCGGCCAACAUCGCGAACAGUCAACGUACCCUGGAAUGAGGUGAUCAUUUUGGACGUGGUAACAAUGAAAACGGAAGACGUUUCAACUGCUCCGGCCGUCAGCGUACUGUGCGAAGCUCACGAUUAUGACGCCAUGAGACCAGUCGUUCUAGCCACCUGGAAGCACGGUUUCCAGGGAUCCUGUCCAGCUCAGAGCGCCAUUUUAGCUGAAUCGCAAGUUGUCCAGGAGAGUCUGGAAGUACCGGGCACUGGGGCUCAUUUGGUUUACCACAGCUCUCGAAGCGCUGGUUACCUAUCGACCAUUCAAUUGCAAUUGACUCCCGAUGUUAUUCCGCCAUCACUUAGCCGCAUCCAUUUGAAAAUCACCAUCGAAGGUGUCCUGUUUGAAAAACUAUUUGAAGCCGAUCCCGGCAUCAAGUACACUUACGCUUGGAAUCGCUUCAAUGUCUACAGGCAACGUGUUUACGGUGUGACUACGGCAACAGUCAAGGUUGGUUACGAGUACACCACCUGUCCCGACGUCUUGUGGGAGGUGCAGACGACCAAAUUGAGCGGUCAUGAUAUGAGCAUUUCAGACAUUGGCGGAUGGAACCUAGACAUCCAUCAUCGUUAUAAUUUCCAUGAAGGUAUUUUACAAAAGGGCGACGGAAGCAACAUGUACUUGCGCUAUAGACCGGAAGUGUUGCGAACCAUUAUGGGAGACGGACACCAAAGACCACUCGAAUGUUCCAGCAACGCUUGCGAAGGCCCAGCUGUCAAGCAACGCGUUCUGGCACCGGUGGCUCUGACAGCUUCGCCCGACGGCUCCAUCUACGUUGGUGAUUUUAAUCUCAUCCGCCGGAUCGGAACAGACGGCAACGUCAAGACGCUUCUUCGACUCAAUGCCACCCGAGUAUCUUAUCGCUACCAUAUGGCGUUGAGUCCCGUGGACAAUGUACUGUACCUGUCAGAUCCUGAAGCUCACCAGAUCAUUCGCGUCCGCAACAUGAACGAUUACAAUGACCCGGAACGCAAUUGGGAGCCCAUUAUCGGAUCGGGAGAGCGUUGCCUGCCCGGCGACGAGUUCAAUUGCGGAGAUGGCGGUUUGGCACGUGAAGCCAAAUUGGCCUAUCCCAAAGGAGUAACUGUUGCAGCCGACGGAACUGUUUAUUUCGCCGAUGGAACCAACAUCCGAGCUGUCGACAAGGACGGGCUCAUCAGCACGAUUGUCGGCAAUCACCAACAUCGCACGCACUGGAACCCUAUGCCUUGCGAGGGCACUCUGCCACUUGGCGAAGUGCGUUUGCGUUGGCCGACAGAGAUUGCCAUCAACCCGCUCGAUGGCGCCCUCCACAUAAUCGACGACCACAUGAUCGUUCGACUGACUAGCGACGGCCGGAUGAAGAUCGUUGCAGGUAAACCGCUCCAUUGCCCGGCCAGCCCCACCACUGAUUCGGUAGAUCUGGCCACUCAAGCUGGAUUGGUGAUGCCGCAAAGUUUGGCAUUUGGACCCAAUGGCGACCUUUACGUGGCCGAAAGCGAUUCGCAACGCAUCAACCGCGUUCGACGGAUCGGAACCGACGGCAGGAUUAUUACGGUGGCUGGAGCUGAGUCGAAAUGUAAUUGCCUGGACUCUGGUUGCAACUGCUACGAUGAGGAGCGUCACUUGGCCACCGCUUCGCGCUUCAACACCAUUUCAGCCAUCGCCGUUUCGCCGGACGGUGUUUUGCAUAUUUGCGAUCAAGCCAAUUACCGACUGAGGGCCGUCACGUCGAGCCUACCCACCGAAACGGGCACGAGCAGUACGACGUCGUUUGAUAUUUAUUCGCCCGAGACGCAGGAAAUCUACGUCUUCAAUCGAUUCGGCCAGCAUGUCGCCACCAAAAGCCUGGUGACGGGCCGCAAUAUCUACCUUUUUGGCUACAACGUCAACACUAGCAAUGGAAAAGUCAGCACCGUCACGGACUCGGCGGGCAACAAGAUCUUUUUGCUGCGCGACUAUUCCAAUCAAGUGACAUCCAUCGAGAACACGCGCGGUCACAAAUGUCGCCUGCGUAUGUCACGCACGCGUCUGCUGCAAGAGUUUUCAACGCCAGAGGGACGCAAUGUCACGUUUGAUUAUCACGGAUCUACCGGAUUGCUCAAGUCUCGGGUGGACUCCGGUCGCGGUCAAGGCGUCUCGUACCAGUACGAUGAUAAUGGCCGUCUCAUUUCCGCCAUUUCUCCCACCGGAGAGAUCAUCAAGUUAACUUUCGAUCUGAGUCUGAAAGGGGCCUCUGUUCAGGUGGUGCAUGGCAACCGCAGCCCAGUCGUCUACUUCAUCAAGCCGGGCUGGUCUGUCAGCAAGAAAAUCGGACAGGCCGAAGAAGUGGUUUCGAUGCAGCCGGACAGGAGUGUUGUGAUUUUGACGCCCUUUGGCCACGUCACGGCAACCGAGACCAGUCCGUAUGCAGCUGUUUUGGGCGAAUCCGACUCUUCGCUGGCCGAAACCUUUCCCGUGCCGGCCAAGCAGAAAGUGGAGAUCGGCGGCGAACUCGUCAGUCGAUUGGAAUGGCGUUACUUUGUCCGACGUCGGCGGGCCGAAAAGAAAGAUUUUGUCCAACUGGGUAAAAGAAUGCGCGUCAACGGCGAAAACUUGCUGACGGUCGAGUACGACAAAGAGAGUCUGAGCGAGGCUGUCUUCAUGGAAGACAGAGCCGUUGAGCUGCUCAACAUCACCUACGACGAUAUGUCGAGACCCAUCAGCUGGACGCCCGGACGAUCUUCUUCCUUCGCCGGCGUUGAAGUGAGCUACGAUCGAUUCGGCCAGCUGGCCAUGUGGAGACAAGGUGAUCUCUCCGAAUCCUACAAUUACGACCGAUCUGGUCGUCUGGCUGAAGUGGUUUUCGCCGACGGUAGCAAGUUGAUUUAUUCAUUCCGCGACGCGUUCGCUACCCUUCCGUCGCAAUUGACAACCGAACGCGGCCACACGUUCCUUCUCCAUCAUAACAACAUCGGAGCUCUGCAAUCGGUGACGACACCACGCGGCCACAUCCACUCGUUCGGCUUGCAAAUGGUUCCGGGUGCUACCAAGUUCUUGUACCACUCUCCGGCCAGCCGCCUACCCUUCCAGUUGCUGUUGGAUGACCAGGGUCGCGUUCAGUCCAAGUUGUACCCUGCCGGCGCUCGUAUUGUCUACAUUUACGACGAAGAAUCUCGACUGGCCAAAAUUAUAUCGGGCGUCGCAGAGACAUCUCUCGACUAUUACAGCGAAACUGGUCUGCUGAAAACGGCCGAAGUCAAAGAGCGGCCAGGUUACGAAGUGCGGAACGAAUUCAAGUACCACGGAGGUUUGGUCAAAGAAGAGCGAACGAAAUUCGGAAGCAAAACUGGGCUGGACAAUGCCAGGACUCGUUGCAAGUACGACGGUAACGGGCGUUUGGCUUUGAUCGAAACGGAACUGAACGGUCGGGAGCUUCCGCCGCACGCUUUCUCGUACAAUCAAAAUCUGGGAUUAUUGGAGGGUGUCAAUGACUUGCGGGUUUACCGCAACGCUUUCAACCGCACCGUCAUCCAGGAUUCGACCAAACAUUAUUUCCGCAUUUCGGAUCGCGAUCAACACGGACGGACCGCAAUGGCCCUCAUAAACAUCAAAGGUUACGACGCUUUCAAAUUCGAGCUGGAUUUUGAUGUCCGCGGACGUGUGCGCCAUCGUCGCAUCACCAUUGGCCAGAAGCUUUCAAGCUACAACGUGACGUACAACGCUGAAGGCGGAUUGCUCCAAGUCCAGCACCAAUCGCAGGGAUUCUCGUCUGCCGGAUCGUUGGGAGGCGCCGGAGGAAGGAGUUACACCUACACGUACGAUGACAACGGCAACAUUUUGACCAUGUCCAAUGGAGAACAAGCUAAAAUCAGCCUAGUUUACGAUGCUGGUGACCGAGUUAGCUCUUUCGGGGAAGGGCAAACAGUGACGUAUGAUUCGCGCGGUUUCGUUGUCCGUCGCGGCGCUCUGAAGUUGGCGUACAAUGACCGCGGUCAGCUGUCGUACGCCAGCAGUGACGCAGCCAGUUCCAAGUUCCGCGUCUGGUACAAUUACGACUAUCGCGGCCGCCUUUCUGUUUGGCGAGACGAUAAAGGCAACGUGACCCAGUUCUUCUACACGAAUCCGCUAAAGCCUCAGUUGCUGACGCUUUUGCACUGGCCCAAAGAGAGCCGCACGCUGAGGAUGUACUACGAUGUCAACGACCAUUUGAUUGCCGUCGAGUCACCGGAGCAACGCUGGUACGUUGCGAGCGACGAAACGGGCACACCUUUGGUCGUUUUCAAUGUUCAUGGAUCCGUGAUGAAAUUGAUGGAGAGGACGCCGUUCGGGUCAACGGUUCUGGACACGGAGUCUGGCGUCUACAUCGGCGUGGAUUUCCGGGGCGGAAUACUCAGCCCGCAUACUGGAAUGGUUCAUUUCGGUGGAAGAGUUUACGACCCGUCGAUCGCCCAGUGGCUAACACCCGAGUGGGAACACCUAGUCUCGCGGUUGAAAAAUCCGCAAGACAUCUUCGUCUACCGCUUCCAUGGCAACGAUCCCAUUAGCGUUGAAAGAGAGACCCGCUACAUGACAAGUCUAGAUGACUGGUUGCAAUUGUUUGGCUACUCGUGGAGCAACAUUGUUGGUGCAGAGUAUAGUUCGGCAGCCGUUUUCAACCAACUUUCUGAAAUGGACACGAAAAAUGCCGUUGGCCAUUUUGGAGUCAUAUCCGGCCUGCGUUGUCUGACUGAAAACGUGCAAAAUGGAUUUUCGGUCCUGAGCUUUGUGCCCCCUCCGAAACUGCGGUCGGGAGGCGAGCUUCGUCGCAACCCUUUGCCUGGUAUCGCUUACAGAAAACCGGCUCUCGGUGAAGGUAUUUUGCUGUCACGAGCAGGAGGUCGUGUCGCGGUCACCCUGCUGCCCGAUUCACAAGGCAGCAGCGGUGGCAUCUUGCAAGAUGUUUUGGGCUCGGUGCUCGGUGACAGUUCUACCACACACUGGUUAGACAUGCGCACCGGAACUGGCCAACAGGAAAUCUUCUAUUUCGUCAAAGAAAGUCUUGCAAAACUACGUGACGACCAGGAGGAUUUGAAACGCCUCAGUGGCCAGUUUAACAUAACGCUGGUAGAAAACCCUGCCGAACAAGGUGGUGGUUCCGAAUUACGGUUAGCCAAUGCUGAUCUGUCGGUCAGCAUCAGCUACGGCGUUGAAGUUGAUGCGGCCAGACAGAGAAUUCUCCGCAUGUCUCAUCGGCGAGCAGUUGAAGCUGCUUGGCUUCGCGAGAAACAGCUGGUUGAGAGCGGCUUACCCGGUCAACAAGUCGACUGGAGCGUUGAAGAAAGAGUAGAACUGAUGACGAGCGGACGAGUCGAUGGUUUCGUUGGGUCUGAUUUGCACAGCAUUUACGACUACCCGCAAUUGGCAGAUGAUGCCAGUAACAUCAUCUUCCGAAGAGACGACACGAAGCGCAAACGACGCAAGAGCCACCGUCUUUCGGCACGCCAACAAAGACGGGGGCUUUCGCAACAUUGAAAGCACGGUUGUAUAAUCAAUCCACUAACAGAUCAUCGUACGUUGAAUAUACUCUAAAACAGUAAUGUGCUUUUUAAAAGAAAAAAAAGAAAAGAGAACAAAAAAAAAAUUAUGAUUGAAAUUUUUGUCGUUCUACUCUGUAACCUUUGACGGAACCACCUGCGUUGUAUUUUGCGUCAUCAGAAAACUACUCGAGCCGAAUAAUGAAGCGUAGUCAUCACCGUCUCAUGUGAUAAUCAAAUAUCGAGAUGGAAUCCGAGUAGAGACAUACUUCGACAUAUUUGAUGGCUUUUAUUUUCCUUCCCUGUCCAUUUCUAUAUAUUACAAACACACCCACCAGUAAAAGAGUAUAUAUUGGAAUCACUAUUGACAUUGGAACAUGUUUUUUUUUUUCUGUAUUUUUAAAGUUGUGUUAGAGUUGUAACGUUUUUCUGUUAUUCCUUUCGUGUAAAUAUUUUCUUAUCUACGUGGACGAAAAUGUUUCGCCGACAUCACACCGCCAGAUUCAUUUUGGAAUUUCGCCCUUUUUUUCCCACAUCAUGCAAUAUAUGUUGGUUUGAAGAGCGCGCUGUUUGAUGAUUCAAAAUGCCAAAAUUCUCCUUUUCAUAUGUACGUGUACGUUACUUCAACAUGACGGGCCUUGUCAUAAUAUUCACAUCUUUAUCGUAUAAUAAUCUCGGUAUGCAAGGCAAACAAAAAAAACUAAUGAAUCUGAUCAUGUGCAUCUGAAAUAAAUACAUAUUGUUGUACUGUA
Daphnia magna is the source of this 11890-nucleotide messenger RNA. Its product is annotated as teneurin-m. NCBI's taxonomy places the organism in Eukaryota, Metazoa, Arthropoda, Branchiopoda, Diplostraca, Daphniidae. The record is from RefSeq and is a predicted model, not a curated record. Gene Ontology annotation, biological process: motor neuron axon guidance.